Molecule: messenger RNA, 2197 nt
Organism: Zea mays
Lineage: Eukaryota; Viridiplantae; Streptophyta; Magnoliopsida; Poales; Poaceae
Product: putative protein kinase superfamily protein
Exons: 6
Coding region: 410-1807 (465 amino acids)
Biological process (GO): protein phosphorylation
Molecular function (GO): protein kinase activity; ATP binding
Source: RefSeq, marked provisional
CACACAGCUACUCCGCCUCCUCGCCCUUUUCUCCUCAUCCCUCGCUUUCGCUUCGCCGUUCCAACGCGGAGCCCCCACGGAAAAUAAAGGCCAAGAAGUGAUGGUAGUGGAGUAAAACCACGCGUUGGAGGGCAGAGGGACAGGUUGGUGGAGGACGCGCACCCAGCGUGGAGAGCAGCAGGAGCUACGCGAAUUCGGGCCGCGAGUGCGCCGGUUCAGGUUGCCGCCGCCGGUGGAAUUGUGGCAGACGAGGUGGCCUGUUGGUAGCCGCGGGAGUUUGCGAGUAGGUCGGUUCCGGUUGGUGUGCGAGCGAAGGUGCUGUUGGAGGCGUGGAUCUGGCCGGCGGCGGGCGAUGGGAAGGAGGGACUAGGGCUCGAUUGGAGGGAAAGGCGCGAUCUUGGAGGUUCCCAUGGGCGGAUGCCUCUCGCAGGAGGAGCACCGGCUCCAGAGCAGGCCAGCUGAAGCUGCUGGAGCAGAUGGAUUGCGGAAGUCUAAAUCUGAUUCUAAAGCUGUAGCAAGUGUUCUUGCUCCUCCAAAAGAUGUGGUGGACCUGCAAGUAGAAGGAUAUGGAAAUGUGAAUAUUUUCACAUAUGACGAAUUAAGAGCAGCCACAAAAAACUUCCGGCCAGAUCAAAUUCUUGGAGAGGGUGGAUUUGGAGUUGUUUACAAAGGUGUAAUUGAUGAAAAUGUUAGAGCAGGUUUCCCAUCGAGACAGGUUGCUGUGAAAGAACUAAACCCAGAGGGCUUUCAAGGGGACAAGGAGUGGCUUGCAGAAGUCAACUAUCUUGGGCAACUUAGUCAUCCAAAUCUUGUUGAAUUGAUUGGCUAUUGCUGUGAGGGUUCACAUAGACUGCUUGUCUAUGAGUACAUGGCUUGUGGAAGCCUCGAAAAGCACCUUUUUCGCCGGGUUUGCCUUAAUAUGCCAUGGUCAACACGCAUGAAGAUUGCAUUGGGUGCUGCAAGGGGGCUCGAGUACCUUCACGGAGCUGAGAGAUCCAUCAUUUAUCGAGAUUUCAAGACAUCAAACAUCUUGCUAGAUGCGGAUUACAAUGCUAAGCUUUCAGACUUUGGUCUCGCAAGAACAGGUCCUAGUGGAGACCAAACCCAUGUGUCAACUCGGGUCAUGGGAACUUAUGGAUACGCAGCUCCAGAAUAUGUCAUGACUGGCCAUCUGACGGCACGAAGUGAUGUUUAUGGCUUCGGAGUGGUGCUUCUAGAGAUGAUUAUCGGAAGAAGGGCUGUGGACAAGAGCCGGCCAAGCCGUGAGCAUAACCUAGUUGACUGGGCACGGCCCCUCCUCGUCCAUAACAGGAAGCUGUUCCGAAUAAUCGAUCCGAGAAUGGAAGGGCAAUACUCCACCAAGGCUGCCACUGAGGUGGCAAGCCUUGCAUACCGCUGCCUGAGCCAGAACCCCAAGGGACGACCAACCAUGAGCCAAGUCGUCGAGACCUUUGAGGCCGUGCAGAACAUGCCUGAAUGCCAAGACAUACUCCUCCAGAACAGCAUCACAGGUGCCGUGACGCUCUAUGAGGUCCCCAAGGAGCCUGCAGACAGAGUUGAGCUGGAGAAGGCCAAGCAGGAACCGGCAGUAAAGAGCGCCGCGAUGCCGCCCAUGAACGGAAAGCCAGUCCCCCAGAGCAGGCGGACGCGGCCUGGGAAUGGCCGGAGCAAGAGCGAGCCAUCGUUGGAGUGCAAGAUGUACAUCCCGUCACCGGACUCUGAUGGACACCAGCUCGGCCUGGAGGCAGUCGCAUCCCCAGAUGGAAGCAUAAGGGACCCUCCUGAUGAGGAUUUGUACAAGAUAUAACACCAGGGCAGUUUUUCUUCAACAACGAGGGGCAGAUCUGGCGCAGUGUUGAGUUGUGGGUUUUCAAACCAGCCUCUUCGCAUUUAGGGAGGAAGAUUUGCAUCUGUUUAUCUCUUUCUCAUACCUCAUUUACGUGGGAGCCUCGAUCUGCCUUUUUAACGUGAGCCCGCGUUGCUCACCUUUGGCGCCGCCACUCCCGUUCUUAAAGAUCAAUCAGCUGUAAUUUUUUCUCUGAUGGCCACUGGCCACGGUAGCGUUCAUAUUCUUCCGAUUAGCAAUUGUAUGUAGAGGAGAGUUGUGAUGGAAAGCAUGUGUGUGUUUGCCAUGACGACGCUGUAAAAACCUGAAACACUUAUUUCUAGGGGGGUUUCCACUCCAAAAUGGAAGUGG